UGUUCCGCUUCCGGUCAACCAGGCUCUGGGUUGCGGAAAGUUGUUGCUGCGGAGGGCGCGAUGGGGAAAUCAGAUUUUCUUACCCCUAAGGCCAUCGCCAACAGGAUCAAGUCCAAGGGGCUUCAGAAGUUGCGCUGGUAUUGCCAGAUGUGCCAGAAGCAGUGCCGGGACGAGAAUGGCUUUAAGUGUCAUUGUAUGUCCGAAUCUCAUCAGAGACAACUGUUGCUGGCUUCAGAAAAUCCUCAGCAGUUUAUGGAUUAUUUUUCAGAGGAAUUCCGAAAUGACUUCCUAGAACUUCUCAGGAGACGCUUUGGAACCAAGAGGGUUCACAACAACAUCGUUUACAAUGAGUACAUCAGCCACCGAGAGCAUAUCCACAUGAACGCCACGCAGUGGGAGACGCUGACAGAUUUUACUAAGUGGCUGGGCAGAGAAGGCUUGUGCAAAGUGGACGAAACACCAAAAGGCUGGUAUAUUCAGUAUAUAGAUAGGGACCCUGAGACGAUCCGCCGGCAGCUGGAACUAGAGAAGAAGAAGAAGCAGGACCUUGAUGAUGAAGAAAAAACUGCCAAAUUUAUUCAAGAACAAGUGAGAAGAGGUCUGGAGGGGAGAGAGCAGGAAGUCCCUGUUUUUACGGAAUUAAGCAGAGAAAAUGAUGAAGAAAAAGUUACAUUUAAUUUGAAUAAAGGAGCGUGUAGUUCAGGAGGAGCAUCUUCCAAAUCAAGUUCUUUGGGACCAAGUGCUCUGAAGACAGUAGGGAACGCAGCAUCGGUGAAACGGAAGGAAUCUUCCCAGAGCUCAGCUCAGUCAAAAGAAAAGAAGAAGAAGAAAUCUGCACUCGAUGAAAUCAUGGAGAUUGAAGAGGAGAAGAAAAGAGCUGCCCGAACAGAUUACUGGCUCCAGCCUGAAAUUGUAGUGAAAAUUAUAACCAAAAAACUUGGAGAGAAAUAUCAUAAGAAAAAGGGGAUUGUUAAGGAAGUAAUUGACAAUUACACCGCUGUGGUGAAGAUGAUUGAUUCUGGAGACAAGCUGAAACUUGACCAGACUCAUUUAGAAACAGUAAUUCCAGCACCAGGAAAAAGAAUUCUCGUUUUAAAUGGAGGCUACAGAGGAAAUGAAGGUACCCUAGAAUCCAUCAAUGAGAAGACUUUUUCAGCUACUAUAGUCAUUGAAACCGGCCCUUUAAAAGGACGCAGAGUUGAAGGAAUUCAAUACGAAGACAUUUCUAAACUUGCCUGAGUUUGAUAACUUGUUAACAGCACAUUAAAAUCUUAAAGCAUCAAAUUGGUGUUCACAAAGGCAUUACAAGACUCUACUGUGUUAGGGUGUUUCUUUUGUAUAAAACAAAUGGAUUUAUUUAAAUAUUACUGUAUAGUUGUUUAGCUAAGCUUACAGAAAAAUCUAGUUAUGUCUCAUGAAGUAUCAAAAUUGUGUAAUUUUGUCUUUGUUAUUUUUAUUUCCUUUGUAAUAUUUCCUUGAUGAUUUUUUAUCUUCAUUAAAAGAACAUUAUUGUAAAGUGUUUUAUAUAGGACAAUUUAGAAUCGUAUAGUUAGAGGAAAUCCUUCAUAUACUCUAAAUUUCUAUUUUCAUCAGUAAAGUUGAACUGUAAAUAUUAUUACAUUUUAAAGAGUCAAACUAUAAAUAGAAUAGCAGCUUUAUUGAGAUAUAAUUCACACACACCAUACAAUUUCACCCAUUUAAAGUGGACAUUUCAGUGGUAUUUAGAAUAUUUACAAAGUUGUACAAGCACCACCACUAUCUAAUUUGAAACAUUUUCAUCACCCCCGAAAGUAACCCUGUAUCCAUAGUCACUCCUAACCUCCCCUCUCUCCCCAGCCCCUGGCAACUACUAACCUACUUUCCAUCUCUGUGUAUUUGCCUGUUUUGGACAUUUCAUAUAAAUGGAAUCAUACGAUAUGCGAUCUUUUAUGACCAGCUUCUUUCACACAGCAUAAUGUUUUCAAGGGUUAUCCACGUUGUAGCACGGAUCACUAUCUCAUUCCUUUUCAUUGAACAAUUAUCCAUCAUAUGGGUAUACCGCAUUUUUAAAAAACUAUUCAUCAGUUGCUGGAUUUGGGUUGUUUC
Aethalodelphis obliquidens (Pacific white-sided dolphin) is the source of this 2085-nucleotide messenger RNA. RefSeq names its product Kin17 DNA and RNA binding protein (gene KIN). The transcript has 13 exons. Gene Ontology annotation, biological process: DNA replication; DNA damage response. The record is from RefSeq and is a predicted model, not a curated record. Bases 61 to 1239 code for a protein of 392 amino acids. Gene Ontology annotation, cellular component: nucleus. NCBI's taxonomy places the organism in Eukaryota, Metazoa, Chordata, Mammalia, Artiodactyla, Delphinidae. Gene Ontology annotation, molecular function: double-stranded DNA binding.